AUGCCACUCUUUAAUGCAAAAACCCUGCUGGCAGGGCUCUGCGCUGCCAGCAUCGUCUCACCAUCGUUAGGGCUUCCUCAGUCGUCGCAUCCGGGCUCUUCGGCUGUUGCAAACACUCAGGGUAGGGCCUCCUCUGAGAGCCAUCCUUCAUGGACUUUGGAGUCGGAUUCAACAGCUACCACGGUUUCAGCCUCGAAUACCCCUUUGUACUCUCCUUCGUCAUCGGCUACGGCCUCCCUUGGUGCUACUCAGGGGUCCUUGACUAAUGACCAUGAUGGAGCAUCGAAGUCAUCCACGCGCUCUUAUGGGGUCACUACAAUCUCGUACUCCAGCGCGCCUGUAAAUACACCCCAGAGUGCCCAUGAAACAUCCGCCAGCCCGUCCACUCCUUCGGGUCCUCACUCUCAUACGACGACAUUGUCAAGCUCUUCUGCAGGUGUUCCUGCUCAAAGUCAGACUACUUCGUCGAGUCGUUCUCACUCUGUCGUCUCCAAGGAGACUUCCACUCGCUCACCUAGCAGCUUGUUCACUCCUUUUGCUUCCACUGAGACUCCCACGAGUCCAUCUCAUACUUCUUCAACCCACACUCUUUCCACUCAUUCUUUUAGCUCCUCAGAGCAUGCUUCAUCUGAGUCUGCUACAUCAUCCCGUACAGUCAGUACAUCGAAGCAUACCCACACUCACACGUCUACGUCUUCCACAUCUUCAUCAGACACCCCGGAAAGUUCGUCGGCUUUGACCCAGCACGAGACUUCCACGAGCUCUUCGACGCCUAUUCGCUCUCAUACCCCUACCGCGUCGACGCCGGCUUCAUCCAAACCAUACACUAGCUCUUCGAAAACCCACACAACUCAUAGUCAUACUGAGGACACCACAUCAAGCUCUGCCUCUCAUACUCCUACGUCUUCCAAGUCCAGCUCCAGCUCCGCAGAGGAUGCCUCGUCAAGCCCUGCAUUCCAUUCUCCUACUCCGAGUACCCACUCCAUCACCACCACAACGAACACUGAUACCAGCCAAAGUGCUAGCAUCACGUCCGGUCCCUCCACGACACCGAACUCGACAAUUACAACCACCAGCAGCACAACAACUUCUUCGGUUGAUGUCUACGCCAUUAUCAAGCACCUCUAUAAGCUCGUGAAGGACACGUACCCAGUGAUCAAGAAAUGGAAGGAGGACCCCAAGUCCGUCAAGGCAUCCGAUCUCAUCAAGCCCCUGAAGCGUGUCAUUCCUGUGGCGGAUGACGUUCUCGACGUGCUUGGGGCUCCGAGUUCUUUAAGUUCAAGCUCUGGUGAUAGCGAAUCGGUGCUCGACAGUUGCAGCAGCGGUGGAGGCCUGCUGGGAGACCUCAUCGGCAUUGCAAGCUGCAUCUCCAGUACUGCGGAUGAGGCAGUGUCAAUUUUGGGCAGUUCCUCAGACAGUGAUUCUUCGGAUGAAUCCACACUCUCAUCUUACUUUGACGCUUUCGAGACCGAAGGAAGUUCCCUCAGUGCAGUGGGAGUGACGGCGACUGGCUCUACCGCGACUAGCACUGGCACGACAACGACCACAUCCUCUGGCGAUACGUCUUCGAAGUCUACGAAAACUGCCACGUCUACCAACACGGGUUCUGACACGUCCACUAAGUCCACGAAGACCAAAACCUCGACCAAGUCCACCACAACCUCCGACUCUAGCUCGUCUGCCGGCUCAGGAGGUCACUCGGCGAGCGCGUCUGCCUCACCCACUUCGACAAGCACCAAGGAAUCUUCCACCUCCACGAAGACCAAAACCAAGUCUAACACUGAGUCUUCCUCAAAAGCAGCAUCGUCAUCCGCUGCAGCAAGCAAGACUGAUUCGUCUUCUUCUUCCGCAAAGUCCACAUCGACGGACUCUACCUCCACGAACAAGACCACUUCCACCAAGUCCACCGCGACCUCUUCUUCGGCACCGCUGUCUGCAUCCUCGUCAGCCCACACAUCCAGCAUUGCUACCACCAACACAACAUCGACCAGCACCGAUAGUAAAUCCAGCACGUCGACCGACACCACGACGAUUAUCAUUCACACGCACAGCGGAACAGCCAGCGGCACCACCACACACCACACCUCCACUGUGACUCCCUCACCAUCGCGUAACCAGACAGCCACGACCCUCGUCACCACAACCUCGUCCUACACCCCGCCCCUCUGCUACAACCACGCGGACCCCGACAACGGCGCCGGCAACGUCUGCAUCUGCACGCGAAGCAACGGCGACUACACCACGCUCUCGGAACUCCCCUCAGGCAGCGGCUGCUCCUACACCUCCAUCCCAACCCCGACAACAACCAGCACCACCAAGACCACCAGCACAAAAACCACCUCGGACCCGCCCUUCACCGUCACCGAACUAAACAGCGACGUGAUCGUCUGCGCAACCUCCACCCUCAGCUACUUCUCCACCUUCACAUAUACGAAAUGUGCCGGAUCCAGCAGCACAAUCUACACGGCCCCGACGCCGACCCCCACCGCGCAAGUGGUCAUCGCCUACCUCUCCGACGUGUACAGCUUCUGGUCAUUCUUCACGCCGGACAUCGGCUCGUCAAUUGACUUCUGUAACGAUGCGGAGGCCGGCGAGCUGGAGGCUAGUGGCAGCAUCAAGGUGGUGGAUCCGCCGUAUCCGGAUGGGACGAAGGAGUUGGAUUUCAAGAUCCACGAUAUGAAGAAUUGUGUUUAUAAGGGCACGAGUGAUGAGCCGGGGACGUUUACUUGUCCGGAUCUUGGGAAGACGGUCGAUUGUGAGAGUUAUGGGGAGAAUAAGAAUGGUAUCUAA
This is a messenger RNA of Aspergillus welwitschiae, 2790 nucleotides long. RefSeq lists its product as uncharacterized. The transcript is spliced from 4 exons. The record is from RefSeq and is a predicted model, not a curated record. The coding region runs from base 1 to 2790 and encodes 929 amino acids. NCBI's taxonomy places the organism in Eukaryota, Fungi, Ascomycota, Eurotiomycetes, Eurotiales, Aspergillaceae.